GCCGUGUCCUCUCUCAUUACUGAACUCCGGACUAUGUCUCGCCGGUAUACCCGUGAUAUUUCUGUUAUAUCCCCUUUCCUCUUCCUCCCAUUUCCCUCUCUCGAUCGUUCCUUUUCUGUUUGAAAUAGCAGGUCUACUGGUUCUGGAAUCCGAGAUCUAGAAGCCGUUCAUUCUUUGAAACCAAGUCAGUGCUUUAUUGCACGUUCCUGUCCUUACUUCACAUCCAAUACAUUCAUUCCUUUGCUGGCGGAGAGAUAGGAAUUAUCACUCUUUACUUCAUUAUCUACCCCGGUCUUGAGACAUACAUUUGCUCUUCGAUCUUUCGUCUGCAAAACGUUCACUAUGAAGUAUCAACGUCUUGCUUCCCUGGGCCUUGCUGCCCUGAGUGUCUCGGGAUCUGUCUCUGCAAGCCCUCUCAUUCGGCACGAGGGCGAGUCCGUGUGUCCUUCAGGAUACACCCAGAGUGUCUACUAUGUGACUGUCACUGCUAGUUCUACUCCGGCUCCGACUUCAUCAGUUGAGCCAACUACAACUGUAGAGUCCUCGUCGACCGUCACGGAGACUACAGUCAUCACCCCGGAGAUUCCAGUCCAAUCUUCAACAUACACCCCGGUUGAGACUGCUGCUCCGGCUGAGACUCCUGCUCCCGUGGAGACCAGCGCUCCUGUCGAGCUUACCACUUCAUCAUCUACCACCGAGACACCCGUGGUGGCUCCAACUGCUGCUACACCCUCCACCACCGUUGAUGCCCAGCCUACAGAAGUAGUCGCCCAGCCUUCUACUCCAUCCUCUUCCACCGAAGAGCCAGCAGAAACCCCAAUUGUUGCUAAGACACCUUCUACCACUGCUGAUGUCCAACCCACAACCGCGGCUGCUGCUCCCACAACCAAACAGCUCAAGCAAUCAACCACCAGCACAGCUGCCCCAGCAGCUUCCACUACCUCUUCAUCCACCGGCUCGUCUUCCGGUAGCAGCAGCGCAUCUAACUCCGGUGAAGCCACCUUCUACGGUGGCAAUCUUUCCGGCGGAGCUUGCUCCUUCUCAGGCUACACACUCCCAUCCACCCUCUUCGGGACAGCCCUCGGUUCCCCACGCUGGGACAACGCCGCCGAAUGCGGUGCCUGCGUCGCCGUAACAGGGCCUAACGGAAACACUAUCAAGGCAAUGGUCGUCGACAAAUGCCCCGAAUGCGACUCCAACCACCUCGAUCUCUUCCAAUCCGCCUUCACCGAGCUAGCCGACAUCUCCAAGGGCGUCAUCGACAUCACCUGGGACUACGUCUCCUGCGAUAUCGACACACCCCUAAAACUGAAGAAUAAGGAAGGUACCUCCGCAUACUGGUUUUCGAUGCAGGUUGUCAAUGCCAAUGAGGCCGUUACCUCGUUGGAGGUUAGUACCGACGGUGGAAGUACCUGGCAGAGCACUACUCGCUCAGACUAUAACUAUUUCGAGAAUAGUUCGGGAUUCGGGACUGAGACGGUUGAUGUAAGGGUUACUGGGAAGAGCGGGAAGGUUGUGACGGUUACGGAUGUGAGUGUUUCUUCGGGAGUUGAGGUUACUGCUGGGGGAAAUGUUUAGGGUAGAUGGAUCUAUGUAGCAGUUCGGUAUUUAGUUAUUUUGUGUGUAUGU
Aspergillus caelatus is the source of this 1629-nucleotide messenger RNA. RefSeq names its product putative extracellular cellulase CelA/allergen Asp F7-like. Bases 343 to 1578 code for a protein of 411 amino acids. The record is from RefSeq and is a predicted model, not a curated record. Lineage: Eukaryota; Fungi; Ascomycota; Eurotiomycetes; Eurotiales; Aspergillaceae. The transcript is spliced from 2 exons.